Fundulus heteroclitus (mummichog) is the source of this 1629-nucleotide messenger RNA. Its product is annotated as zinc finger BED domain-containing protein 1-like. The coding region runs from base 1 to 1629 and encodes 542 amino acids. The record is from RefSeq and is a predicted model, not a curated record. The transcript is spliced from 4 exons. Lineage: Eukaryota; Metazoa; Chordata; Actinopteri; Cyprinodontiformes; Fundulidae. Gene Ontology annotation, molecular function: protein dimerization activity.
AUGUCGCAACAUCUGAAGCGGCACCACAGUACAGUAGUUCAGUCCCCGGAGACGUCAGCUAGCAGUGCUACUCCAACAACUUCACGCAUCCAACCGUACAACAUUACAGCAAACGAGGGAUUCAAAUACCUGCUUGAAGUGUUGGAGCCAAGGUAUAGCAUACCAGACAGAAGGGUGUUUUCGGACCGAAUAGUUCCUGCGCUUUACGAGAAAGUGAAAGUGGAUGUUCUCAGCUCAAUGGGUCGUGCACAGAGGGUGUCAAUAACGGUUGAUGGUUGGACCUCCUGUGCCACUGAUUCUUACAUUACUGUUACGGCACACUACGUGAACGAAGAGUGGGACAUGCAGUCUCACGUCCUGCAAACGCGAGUGUUUAAUGAGUCUCACACUGGGGUCAACUUGGCUGCGUUGCUGCAAGAUGUACUUCGCGAGUGGAACCUCGGAGAAAAAAAACCUGCCUUGGUGACAGACAACGCAAGAAACAUGCUAGUGGCAGGGGCUGGCGCAGAGAUAACACCCCAUGUCCGAUGCGUAGCCCACACAUUAAACUUGGCCUCGCAAAAGGCACUGAAGGUGGACAGGGUGUCCGAAUUGUUGGUGAAGGUGAGGAAGGUUGUUGCAUACUUCCAUAAAAGCCCACAAGCUGCUGAGGUUUUGAGGAAAAUUCAGUCCCAGCUACGCCUACCCAACCACAAACUUAUUCACGAUGUCUGUACAAGAUGGAACAGCUCUGUGGACAUGCUGGAGAGAUUCUGGGAGCAACAUCCUGCUCUGUUGAACGCUAUGCUGUCGAGAAGGAUCAGGAGGGGAGAGGGCCUGUUAGCAGUGAAUGAGGACGACAUGACUCUGAUCCAGGAAAUCAUCAAGCUGAUGUCCCCUGUCAAAGUGGCCACCACACUUUUGAGUGAAGAAAAAAGCCCAACCAUCUCAAUGAUCGCCCCAAUACAAGCCAAACUCCACAAACACUUCUCCGAAGACAACACUGACCUGCCAAUCAUUGCAGAUAUGAAGCAGCGCUUCAGACAAGAUUUUUUUGAUCGUUACUUGGAUCUCCAAGAACUCCUCUACAAUGCAUCGGGCCUUGAUCCCAGAUUCAAAGACCUGGCUUUCCUUGAUGUGGACUCCAGAGACCUCAUCUUCAUGAAAAUAACAUCUGAGGUGGUGAAGAUGAACGAGCAGACAGGAGACAGUGCUGCACUGUAUGAAGGAGAGGCAGAUGAGGGAGGCAGCGACGGAAGCCCCAGCAGGGAACGGAGAGAUGAUGAUGCCUCGCCCUCUCCUAAAAAGAAGACUGCCAUGGACCAGCUGUUUGGAGAGUUCAUCACCACAAGAACGCCAUUGAAGACCAUGAGGGAGAAAGCUAAGGAUGAAAUUUUAAAAUACAGAGAGAGAGAUUCCUUAGAACUAGGCGGUGAUGUGUUGCAGUGGUGGAAAGGGCAGGUGGACCUGCCACUCCUUUCAGCUUUAGCUAAGGAUUACUUGUCCAUUCCAGCAACUAGUGUGAGCUCUGAGCGUGUCUUUAGCAGUGCAGGGAAUAUUGUCACUGCCCAACGUAGUCUCCUGCACCCUGACCAUGUUGAUCAAUUGAUCUUUCUUAAAAAUAAUUUGAAAAAGACCCAUCUGGGUUAA